GGGAGGGGAAAAAUGAUCCCAAAAUCCGCGUAUCGGUUCGUGUCGUAAAAAAUGUAGCUCCUCGAUUCGCUUCCAGAUUCGGUCAAUGAAAAGUGGAAAAUCUCACGAAAAUCGCCCGCAAAGUGUCGUCGCGUGCUCGCCAAGUGUUAUUCUGGUGGAAUUCAGCGCCUACCGGUCGGAUUUGUUACGGCUCGGAGAUCAUUUGCUCAAGUGAGGAGGAGGACCUGUUACGUGAGAAAUUUGGACUGGUGCGUCGCGCUAGAAAGCUGCAAACAUGCAGGCGACACACACAUAUUGGACGGUGCUGCGACAACAGCAUCACCAUCAUCAUCCCCAACAUUAGAAGCAGCAGUGCAUAGAAGUGGCCCCCUCUUAAGUGCAUCGUUCCAUACGCAUGAAAACGGAAGGAACCACCUUCAAGAGUGGUGAAGCAAAGCAAAGCAAACAAAAAAAAAGUCCCGUGAUCUGUGCAACUAACGUGAAGAAGCAAGAAAAAAAAAACUGUGUGCGUGUGUUGAGAGACACAGAAGCAAGAGAGAGUGAGGGACUGCCAAUUGUGCGAGAAACGCGACUCGACAUGAAAGAAGGCUGUUUGUUGUGAAGAUGAGUCUGCAAAUAAGACAGCAGCAGCAGCUUGUUGUACUAUCUGACCGUACGCAACAGUGAACUAAAAACCUUCGGGAGUGUGGCGUUGUUUGUCUUUGGAGCCUAAACAAGUCCAUCACAUAAAUUAUCCGUUUUGCUAAUCGGCCAAUCGGGCCUACCCCUCGAAAUCGCCGACCAUGUCGAUCAAGGUGUGCCUCGAGAUCGGGCACGUGGCCGCGCUCAAGGCGCGGGCCACCCCCGAGGGCUACACCCACGACUGGGAGCUGUUUGUGCGCGGCCCGGACGGCACCGACAUCAGCCACUUUGUCGACAAGGUGGUGUUCAACCUGCAUGAUUCCUUUCCGAAGCCGAAGCGGGUGGUGAAGGAGCCGCCGUACGCCGUGAAGGAGGCCGGUUACGCCGGGUUUAUUUUGCCGGUGGAGGUGUACUUUAAAAACAAGGGUGACGAGCCAAAGAAGAGGGCUUUUACGUACGAUUUGGAUCUGCAGGAGCGCAAGGUGCAGCGGGAGGAGCUGGCGUUUCCUAAUCCGUCGGAUGAUUUUAAGCGGAAGCUGUUGAAGGGAGGUGGGACGCUUUCGGGAAGUGGCGGGAUGUCGUCCGACUAUAAGGCGCGUCACAGUAGUGGUGGUGGAGGCGGAGUGAGUGGUGACAAGUCGCAAGAUAAAAAGUAUAAGAAGAGUUCGGGGGAAAGUGACUCGAAGGUGCAGAACACGUUUGCGAAUUUGUUUGGGACGCCAAUAACCAAAGGAGCUAGCAAGGUAUCUCCGGAUCCGAAGCAGAGCUCGUCGGGGUCCUCGAGUAAGACGUCGCCGAAUACCGGAGCUGGGGUUGGUAUUGGUGGGGGUAGUGUUGGUAGCAAGAGUCAACAAAUGAACCCGAAAAGCGAUCGCUCUAGCUCGAGUACAUCCUCCAAGGAUAAGAGCGAGAAGGAGAAAUCUUCCAAGCAUAAGCACUCGAGCCCAAAUAAGGAAAAAGAAUCUAAAAAGUCAUCAACCGGUGAAGAGAAGCACAGUAAGGAGCGAAAGGACAAAACUCAUUCUAAAGAGCGUGAUAAAACUAAGGAAAAGAGUUCAAGCUCGUCAUCUGCGUCUUUCUCGAAACGACCUGCUAGUCCAAAGCGAAACAGCACCACUAUCCAGCCCCCUUCAGCAAUGACCAACAGUCCGUCGACGAAACGUAAUCCAUCGCCGAUGGCACCGGUAGCGGUUCCAGCUCCUCCUCCUGCCGCGAGUAGCAGCGUUUCCAAACCGGAAGAAGCCAAGUCUUCCACCAAACACGGUGGAGAAAAGGAAAAGAAGAAGGAUAAAAAAGAUAAGAAAAGCUACGACAAGGAUCGUAGCGAAAAGAAGGACCGCGAGCUAAAAAAGGACAAGGAAUCCCAUGACAACAAGCCGGACCUGACUCCGGGCGACAAACCCAAAUCGGAUCUGAUCAAACCGAGCCGGCUGGACGGGGUGAAGCUGGAUUCGAAGCUGUACUCGAAGGAGAAGAAAAUCUCGGACGAAUCGAGCAAGGUUGAAGCGCCGGUGGUGCAGCCGUCGCCACCGGUGUCGGGGUCGGUGGAACCACCCAAGCGGAUUGACAAACCGGACUCGAAGGAAAAAGAUAAAGAAGAGCGCAAGCACAAGCACAAGAAAAAGGAUAAAUCCAAAGACAAGGAAAAGGACCGGUCUUCUGGUAGCAAAGAUAAGAAAGAGAAAAAAGAAAAAGACAAAUCUUCCAGUAGUAAGGCGAACUUUGCGCCUCCACCGGUUCGAGAACCGGAGGUCGUUUCGCCCGUCAAACCAGCCAAGUUGCCAGACCCGGUCAAGGUCCAUCCUCCGGUGGAAGCGCUACCCGCAACGACGGCGCCACCUUUGCAAACCAUGAUCAAGCAGCUGAACGAAAACAACAGCAGUGACUCCGAAGCGGACAGUCCACCGUCGUUGAUCAACGACAAGGACUCGGAAAAUUCCAACAGCAGCAUAUCGGAUCUGCUGUCGGGCAGGCCUCCCUCAGCCGCAAGGCAACCGGAGCGGCAAGCCGUCCCCACUCCUCCAACGGUGGUGGUCGAAUCGCCCAAGCCGGAAAAAAGUCACCACAAGAGCAAGAAGGACAAGGUGAAAAGCAAUUCCUCCGACAGCACCAAGGACGAAACCAAAAAGCGAAAGCGAAAGAACAAGGAAGCCGCCGACGCGGACAAGGAAAAGGACAAGAAAGCAGCCCCACCGGUGGUGAACCCGGCGACAGCCGAUCGAAGUCCUUCCCCGCCGACGCCGCCUCCCCCCACGCUCAUGGAACCACCCACCAAGAUUCCCAAGCGUGAAGAUCCGUUCACCAAACGCGAAGAGUCGCCCGCGCCACCCAACAACAACAACAACACCAGCACCACCACUUCCAAGCUGCUCUCGCCGGAAGACUCCGGUUCCUCGUCGGCGUACUACAACAACAACAACACCGCGUCCUCGAUGGCCUCCCCCGCCCUUCCCCCACCACCGGCGCCAACGUCCGCGGUGCCCGGUUCGGCGGCCGCCACCAUGACGAACCUGUCCGGUGAUUACAUGUCCGAGCUGAAGGACCUGCAGCACAAGAUCAUGACCCUGCAGGACAACAACGAGCUGCAGCGGGUGGUGGAGAUGAUCGCGGCGACCGGCUGUUACGAGAUUACGAGCGCCACGUUCGACUUUGACCUGUGCGCCCUGGACCGACACACGGUCCAGCGGCUACAGGAGUUCUUCGCCACGUCCUGCUCGUCCUGACAGUAAGGCACGGGGGCGUCGCCGUCGUGGUCGCCGCACACAGCAACUCAUCACGCCUAAGCGAACUGAUUUGUAAAUAGCACAAAAAAAAAAAAAAAAACAAAAAUAAUGAGGUCGCAACUAAAUUGAAACUCGCACGGAGCAAAACUGUAAACCGUACCCAACCCAAUCAUCAUCCCAAACCAGCAACUCUGUUUCUUUAGUCAGCCUUCGUUUGGCCCUUCCUCACAGAUUGUAAACCAAUCCAGUCGUCGUUAUAUUUCUAAGAUUGUGCAAAACAAAAAAAAAAACAACAGAAACAUUAAUCAGCGCCACGCAAUAUUUGUAUAUUUGUUGGUUACUAUAUUAUAUAUGGUAUAAAUAUAUAUUUAAUUUAACAGAUAAAAAAAACACAUACAUAACAAACGACAUUGUUAUUUAUAGAAGAAAAAAUACACAUACACAUGCAUACCUAUCGCAACAACAAAAACCAAUACAGAAAAAAACAGUUUAAUCUUAUUUCUUGCGUAAAAAAAAUCAUGAACCUCAAAAAUCCGACAAAAAUUUCCCCAAAAUUCAAAAUUUCACAAAUUUUUCAUUGGUUUCCCCCCCUCAAACUUUGAGAGAAAGCGAAAAAAAGCAAGCAAGAUACCAACCUGUUGUGUGUGUGUAUGUACCUUAAAUUAGUGCGUGUGCGUGAUGUGUAUGUGUACCACAGCAACAGCAGCAAAACAUUAAAAAAAAGUCAUAUUAAUCAGGAUAAACGGAGCGCAAACCCCAGUAACCGCGCAGUCACAGAAUGGCCAAGUAUUUACAGGACGCAUCCGUCGCGUGUGGAAAAUCGAAUGAGCGAGAUUUUUUAUUGUUUGUUUAAAUUUCAUUUGAUUUCGCCACUGUUCAGAAAAGAUAUUUCCUGUCGCUCCGAGAGAAUUAAAGGAAAACAAACGCCGCGCAAAUACUGAAAUUAUGGAAAUGGAAAUUGUACAUUUUAAACUCCCCUUUUGUGGAUUUAUAUAAAUACUUGAGUUUUUGUCAGGAAUUCGUUUAGGCAUUUAGGCGAGUAAUUCUUCGUUGUGAAGAUCAAAACGUGCAGAGCUAAUAAAAUUCAGAAAAUAAUCACCUUAAUUGAAA
Messenger RNA from Culex quinquefasciatus (southern house mosquito), 4454 nucleotides. RefSeq names its product protein AF-9 (gene ear). The transcript is spliced from 5 exons. The record is from RefSeq and is a predicted model, not a curated record. The coding region runs from base 783 to 3344 and encodes 853 amino acids. Gene Ontology annotation, cellular component: super elongation complex. Gene Ontology annotation, biological process: regulation of DNA-templated transcription. NCBI's taxonomy places the organism in Eukaryota, Metazoa, Arthropoda, Insecta, Diptera, Culicidae.